AUGAACUUGAGUUUGAUCAAGAAAGACAAUUUCACAAAUGAGAAAGCUAAAAUAGCACAUAAACUCAAAUCAAUGAAUUUUUUAAACAACAAGAUCAUAGAUUUUGAUGAAGCUCAAGAAAAAGCUAAAGAUAAAGAUGAAUUAAUUCAAGAUAUUAUUGAUUAUAAAAUUCCAACAUUACCAUUACCAAAUAAUUAUCAAAAAAGAUUACCAAAAUUAAAUUGUUAUUUAAAAACAAGACUUAAUUUUUUAUCAAUGGAAAUUUAUAAUAGUUCAAAUACAACUAAUAAAUUUUUAAAUGAUCAUGUUGAAGAAUUAGAUCUUGAUUUUGUUGCUUUCACAAAUAAAUUUAAAAUUAAAUUAUAUAAAUCUAUAAAAUUUUUAGUCAAUUCAAUAAUUGAAAUAUCUAAAAUUUGGUAUAAUUCACCAAUGUUUAGUUUUGAAGUUAUAAAAAUCAUAUUAGAAGAAAGUUCAAAUUUUAUAGUUGGUAAUCCAUUCGAUCCUAUUUUAAUUGAAUGUUUUUGUUUUACAUUAUUUUCAGAUUAUGAGAUUUUAAAUCUUGUUAAAUAUUUAAAUUAUGAAUUGAAAAAACUGAAAUUUAAUAAAUUUAAAAAGGAUAUUAGUUUAAAUAUGUUAAUUGUUUUUAAUUUACCUGUAAAAAAUGAUUUUGAAUUUGCUAAUAGUUUAAUUUCUAAAUUUAUAACUUUAUGGGUCUAUGCAUUAAUGGAUAUAAAUUAA
Lodderomyces pseudojiufengensis is the source of this 738-nucleotide messenger RNA. RefSeq lists its product as uncharacterized. NCBI's taxonomy places the organism in Eukaryota, Fungi, Ascomycota, Pichiomycetes, Serinales, Debaryomycetaceae. The coding region runs from base 1 to 738 and encodes 245 amino acids. The record is from RefSeq and is a predicted model, not a curated record. The transcript has a single exon.